CUCAAAAAAAAAUGCAUGGCUGUCAAUAUCAACCAUGUAAUACAAAAGAAAAUUUGUUUGAUUCGUGGAAAGUGCACACCACUUGUUAUUAAACUUCACCGAAACUUCCCAAUGUCCCGGUAGGUCUAGUUUGCAAGAAGAGACUUGUUCUGUUUUGCUUGUUGAAUUUCUCUGCAGCUUUUACCUGUUGAAGUCUCUUAGUUACUUAACCGUUGAUGCUAACAUUAUUAUAUAUAUAUAGUGUGUUGCUUGUAGUUGUGUAUAAAACUGCAGGAUUGAGCUCUCAAUGGACUUACUUGGCUGGAUGCAACUAGCCAAGUGACUUGCAUUGAUGCAGCCAAUGUCUUUAUGAAAUCCAUGCAAUUUCAGAGUGAAUUAAAAACGAUCCAUACUUAUGGCAGAGAGUUCUGUAUGUUUUGUGCUGGAGAAGCUUGCAUCCAUUUUCGAAAAAGAGGUGAACCUGUUCCGAGGGGUUAGAGAAGAAGCUGUCUAUCUGAGAGGGGAGUUGGAAAGGAUGAAGGCCUUUCUCAGGACCGCAGACGUGCUGCAGGAAACUGACGAGGAGCUCAAAGUGUGGGUUAGGCAAGUGAGAGACAUUGCUCAUGAAGCUGAGGACGUUCUAGACGAAUUCGCUCUUCUGCAAGAGCAUGAUCAUGAUCGUGAUCAUGGAUAUGGAAUUUAUGGCUCUCUCCGCAGGUUGGGUUGCUGUAUUAAGAAUGCCAAAGCUAGUUAUCGGAUUGGUUCCGAGUUACAAGCCAUCAACUCAAGAGUCAAAGAGAUUGGUGAGGUUCACAGGAGACUUUGUCACAAGUUCAACAAGGCUGAUGACAGUGCAGGAAAUACAUGGCAAGAUCGUCGAGGAGAUGCCCUUCUUUUGGACAAGUAUGAUCUUGUUGGCCUUGACGAGCCCAAAAGUCAACUGGUGGGGUGGCUUUUUAAGGGCAGCUCUGGCCGUGAAGUAGUUUCGGUGGCUGGAAUGGGAGGAAUGGGGAAGACCACCUUGGCCAAGCAAGUCUAUGAUGAUCCAGAAGUCAAGAAACAUUUCAAAGUGCGUGCGUGGAUCACAGUUAACCGGUCAUUCAAAUUUGGCGACCUACUCAGAGACAUGGUUCAACAACUUUUCAAAGCAAUCAGAAGACAAGUUCCACAGAUGGUGGCGAACAUGAACAACAACCAGCUCAAGACAACAAUUAAGGAGUUGCUGCAGAAACGGAGGUACCUGAUUGUUUUGGAUGAUGUAUGGAACCUGAGUGAAUGGAAUGCUAUCAAAUAUGCACUGCCGAACAAUGAUUGCGGCAGCCGAAUUAUGCUCACUACGAGAAAAUCAGAUGUAGCCACUACCGCUGCAGGUGUACUAUCUGAAGGUAAGGCCUAUGACUUAAAGCCCUUGCCUCCUUCCGAGUCUUGGGAUCUCUUCUGCAGAAGGGCGUUUCAACAUAACAAAUGCCCUCCUCAUUUGGAGGAAAUUUGUAACUACAUCUUAAGAAAAUGCGAGGGACUUCCCCUUGCAAUUGUCGCAAUCAGUGGUGUGUUGGCAACUAAAGAUACACGUAGACUUGACGAGUGGGAUGUGGUUGCACGCAGCCUGGGGGCUGAAAUUGAGGGCAACGACAAGCUCAAUGAUUUAAAGAAAGUUCUUUCCCUCAGCUUCAAUGAUUUGCCGUACUUCCUCAAGUCCUGCUUCUUGUACCUGAGCAUAUUUCCUGAGGACCAUCUAAUCGAGCGCAUGAGACUGAUCCGGUUAUGGGUGGCAGAGGGAUUCAUAGAAGCAAAGGAGGGGAAAACACUGGAAGAGGUAGGAGAGGACUAUCUCCAGGAACUCUUGAACAGAAGCCUAAUGCAAGUGGCAACUACUACACCUGAUGGAAGGGUAAAAACAUGUCGAAUCCAUGACCUUUUGCGAGAGAUCAUCAUCUCCAAGUCAAGAGAUCAGAACUUCACCACAAUCCUGAAAGAACAAAGCUUGCAAUGGUCUGAGAGGGUUCGACGCCUAUCGAUACAUGGCACACUACAAAAUGUUCAGCCAAACAGGUCAGUGUCCCAACUGCGUUCCCUGUUCAUGUUCGGUGUCACUGAACAGCCAUCCAUCCCUAGAUUAUUCCCAAGCGGCUUCAGGCUGCUAAAUGUGUUAGACUUUCAAAACUCACCUUUGGAGAAAUUUCCAGUUGAAGUGGUGGACUUGUAUUAUUUGAAAUAUCUAAGCUUGCGGGAAACAAAGGUGGAAACUGUUCCGAGAUCUAUUGGGAAGCUUAAGAAUCUAGAAACUCUAGACCUUAAGCAUUCCAAAGUCAAACAACUUCCUGUUGAGAUAUUGAAGCUCCAUCGGCUGCGCCAUCUUCUGGUAUAUCUACAUGAGUUUGAAUCUUACGAACAUUUUCAUUCAAAGAACGGCUUUAAGGUCAUGCCAAAUAUUGGGGUUCUGCAAGCACUACAGAAGCUUUGUUUCGUAGAGGUAAACCAAGAUGGCCGAACCAUAAUAAGGGAGCUUGGCAAGCUAAAUCAACUGAGGAGGUUAGGCCUCUUAAAAUUGAGAAAAGAAGAUGGCGAGGCCCUGUGUUCGUCUAUCGAAAAGCUAACGAAUCUUUGUGCCCUGUCUAUAGCUUCAGUCAAAGAAGACGAGAUCAUUGAUCUUCAACACCUAUCUUCUCCUCCUUUGUUUCUUCAGCGGCUGUACAUGAGAGGACGUUUGGACGCAUUGCCCUAUUGGAUUCCUAUGCUCCCCAGCCUAGUCAGAUUGUCUCUUAAGUGGAGUAGGUUAAAGGAUGAUCCACUCAUCUAUCUCCAACACAUUCCUAAUCUUGUUCAACUUGAAUUAAUUCAAGCAUUCGUUGGAGACAGAUUGUGCUUCAGAGCUUAUGGGUUUGGGAAGCUCAAGAUUCUAACCCUGGACAAACUUGAUGAACUGAGAUGCAUAGAAGUGGAGAAGGGUGCAAUGGCUUGUCUUGAGAAGCUAACCAUUCAACGGUGUAAGCUCCUGGAGAAUGUGCCUUCGGGUAUUGAGCAUCUGACAGAGUUGAAAGUUCUCGAGUUUUCUAAUAUGCCGGUGGAUUUGAUGAAGACAAUUUGCACAGAUGGAAAAGAUAAUUCCAAAGUCUUGCACAUCCCGGAACUUUAUUCAACAUACUGGAGAGAAGGGGGGUGGGAAGUCUACUCCAUAGAGAGCAUGAUGGAUGGGGAGUACUGUCCCAUGCCCAGCAACCCCUUUAGCGAUGAGCUUCAAACUCGUUGGAAGUCAUGGAAGUAAUACUUACUCAUGCUGCUGGGACUGGGGAACGAGGCCUGUAGUACCAAUGUAUAUACUUGUAUAUAUAAUACAUGUAAAUGAAUACGUAAUGUGAUGCAGUUGGAUCAGAUAGAUUACCUUCGGGUUGAGGUAAUCCGUAAUGCCAGGGGCAUUCGUGUACAGAAUAACUUGGACUACGUUUAUAGUAGUGGUCUGUAAUGUAUAGCAUCUGUUGUAAAAUGAAGGUUAUAUUUACCAUGUGUAUACCUACUUCCAUUUGUCUUUCUGCUAUUUUAUUGGAGACUUUUU
Molecule: messenger RNA, 3532 nt
Organism: Malus domestica (apple)
Lineage: Eukaryota; Viridiplantae; Streptophyta; Magnoliopsida; Rosales; Rosaceae
Product: disease resistance protein RPM1-like
Biological process (GO): defense response to other organism
Molecular function (GO): ADP binding
Source: RefSeq, a predicted model, not a curated record